Molecule: messenger RNA, 1192 nt
Organism: Rhodofomes roseus
Lineage: Eukaryota; Fungi; Basidiomycota; Agaricomycetes; Polyporales; Fomitopsidaceae
Exons: 3
Coding region: 233-1030 (265 amino acids)
Source: RefSeq, a predicted model, not a curated record
UCAUCUACUGUACUGCUCGAGACGCAUAUAAAUACAAUGGCUGACUCGCUCCUACAGGCGACUAGCCACCGCCCUGUCAUGGCCGCCGUCUUCGUCGCGAGAGACCCGAGCUCUCUGUUCCAAUGCCUCUGCUGGCUCAGGCUCUAGUCUCCGUCGGACGGACCCGUCUGGCAGUGGUGGUCUACUCCCAGCAGCGCAUCAACCCUUCCCUUCGCGUCGAGAUAGCUCGUCAAUGGAUGUUCCUCCGACCUCCGCCACUCGCGAUGGUCCUCGCCCGCCGGAGGUAGAGGUCACGCAACGCUCCGUGCUUCCUCCCCAUGUUCGCUCGCGCUCCGAAACCUUUCCCAAUGCCAACCAGACGAGUCAUUCGCCGCACAGGAACUCGCGGGUCCGGGCAGCGUCCACCGCUGAACUUCCAGAUUCGCGACGACGUCCUGUCCGCCCGCGGCUCACGUCCCUGGUGUCCACACCUUCGCUCGCUCCCGCAGUAUUGCAUAUCGCGGAGGAUGAGACCGAGACAUUGGGUUCCUUCGUGCCGACCAACUCGUCUGGCAUCUCGCUGCGGUCUCUGCUGCGCCCAGACACUCUGCCCCUCUCUAUUACGCGCGCACCUCGUCAUGCGUACCCAGACUACACAUAUGACGAGGUACAGGUUCGCGAAGUCCGCGGCUCCUCCUUGCGCCAUUCGCCGCCACCUUCGAUUUCCCCACCCAUUCCAUCUAUAUGUCGCACCCCUUCUUCGUACACAGACUCCGACUAUUUUCCCACUGCCCCCUCAUCCGCCGGACCGGUGACUCCUGCGCGCGAGUUCUCGCCCUCGCCUACCUUUAGGCAGAAGCCGUUGCCCCUGCAUCCAGUGCUUGAAUCGCUCGAGGAUCAGUCCAGAUUCUGCGUCAAGACAGCGUGCGCGAACUGUCACACAGUGGGCAACAACUUCCCAUGUUGUCCGAGGUGUGGCGAGAUGUGGUGUUCAAGAGAUUGUAGGCUGCAGAGCAACGGCGGAAAGAGGCACAUUUGCAGGAAAUAUUGAUCCGAUGAGUCUGUGUUGUCCGCUCUAGACGCAUACCUCAUACCGUUGACGGUUGCAUCACUUAUUGUUACCUUGUGCCUUGGCGACUCAAGUACAUACCACCCGCGUCGAUAUGCAUAUGUGUGUACCAGUUACGCUCGGAUAAAUCUGAACGACCCAGGA